Molecule: messenger RNA, 1990 nt
Organism: Suillus subalutaceus
Lineage: Eukaryota; Fungi; Basidiomycota; Agaricomycetes; Boletales; Suillaceae
Exons: 8
Coding region: 149-1990 (613 amino acids)
Source: RefSeq, a predicted model, not a curated record
GGAGUGGUAACUGCAGGGCACCACACUCACUUGGCACUACUUAUGCUCCUGCAUCACUCUUUAGUGACCGAUACUUAGCCGUUUUAUAGAAUGACAACGUCACACGGCCGCUUUUCCAUAACGAAGUCACAUCCAUAUACCAGAGGCUAUGAUCAUAAGUGAAAUGUAUUUAAUCUGCGUGUCCAUAAUGCGCACAUGCACUUUUCGUUCUCUAUUUCAAGGUUUCUUUUAUUCUGACAUCCCCAUCGAACUCUCCUCAGUCUCUCAAUCCGAAGACCAAGUUCUCCUCUUGUUUCUAGUCCGACCCUCUCUUCAUUUGAGACUAGCCUUCCUGUCUCUACUUCCCAUGGAAGCUUCUUCCAAACCGACAGAUGAAAGUUUGCAUUCAUAUGAUGCACUCCCAUAUGCCCAGGACUUUGACUCGAUGAUAUCUGAUGCGAAGUUCAUUGGUGAUACUAGAACCGAUUUCUACGACCGCAGUCUGACGAGCUGCAAAUAUGCCCUUGUCGGAGUGGCAUGCUCAAGCAUCUUCGGCUGCUCGUGCAUCAUUGCAAGCAUUGUCAUUUUUCACGUUCACGGAGCCUCGGGAGUAGCCACGACCAACAAAGCUUUCCUUACUCGUUCGGAGGCAUUGACAACGACACUUACCUUAAUCGUUACGUUGUGCACCGAGUCCAUAGGCUUCGUACAUGGCAUCUCAUUGCGCUCUGCGCUAGCCUCAGAGUCUCGACUUCAUUUCAACACCAAUCUCCGCCUUCUGACUGCAGCUCGCGGGUGGUAUAACCCUAACGGCGCACUGCUUAAUGGUAUCUCGGCUCUCCUCCUCAUUAUAUCCUACAGCUCGGCCUCACUCGUCGUAUGUCUUGACGUUUCCCCCGAGUCGACAGAUCUCCAAGUUGUAGUCGCAGGGAUGCCUCUCCUCAUUUUGGGUGUCACACUUCUUCUCCAGGUGAUGAUCGCAUUGUCAGCGAUGAGGGCUGUCAAAAUAUUGACAUGGAGCUCCUCAUCUUUCCACCUGACCGCCGCACUAGUUCACCACACCCAAUUGACCCCCGCCACUCUCCGGUGCAUGCGUUGUGUGUCUGACCUGGACACAUAUGGAGGUCCAGCGAAGCCACGAGAGGUACAGCCCUCUGCGUGGCAUGCUCACCCUAGCAUCCGGAAAGUUGUCAUGUCUCUUUGGGUGAUCGUUGUAGCAUAUGCUGGAUGGGCCGCACUCAUCAUGUAUAUCUGGGACAAGUGGACCGGCUCGUAUCCAAUGGCCUCCAAUGCGCUGACCCUACAAACGUGGUCGUUCCUCUACAACAUGCAGUCCAAUUUCAUCGCGAUUGGUAUAUAUGGUGUCAACCAUCGCGUGGGCCGUGGAUUCUACUCUAUCUCAUCGCAAAUGUCAUUCGAGACGAAAGACAGUGGAUUCAUGAUAUCUAACCCCGCAUCUGACGGGGAACUACUAGUAGCAGGGCCGUGGAUACUCAUGUUCACUGCCCAGAUCUGGAGCUUAUGCUUUGCACUCAUUAUAUUUGCCUGCUUCUUCACUUUCGUUGCACUGCGCCGACCGCGUGGUCCCCAGCCUGCUGCAUAUGGCCACGUCCAGACCCUCGCCAACCUCGUGGACGAGUGGUCGUCUGUGAUGUGGUGGGGACACAAGGAGGACGGAAUUUCGUACUGUCAUGCUGGUAGGGGACGAGCGAUCACCCCGCUGCCAGAUGUGAAGAUGGACUGCGUUUAUGCUGGUUCCGGUGCUGAGUCUCGGGUACCCUUCUCAGGAGCUAAGUAUAUCCUCAUCAGUGUCCUGUUGUGGUUGUCGCUUGGCGUCUUACCUUGGCUCAUUUCUCUCAUAGUAUACAUCGUCCAGAUAGCUGGCGGUCACCGUGACACGGCCCAGAAUGUUCGUAUGUCAGGGACUGGCAGCGCCGGCCAGAGCGCCGUUACGAUAAAUGGUAUGAUUAAUAUUGUGUGGCAGAUGGGCGGCGAGACCGCAGAGGCGUAG